Molecule: messenger RNA, 16549 nt
Organism: Lutzomyia longipalpis
Lineage: Eukaryota; Metazoa; Arthropoda; Insecta; Diptera; Psychodidae
Gene: LRP1
Product: low-density lipoprotein receptor-related protein 1
Exons: 16
Coding region: 561-14684 (4707 amino acids)
Molecular function (GO): calcium ion binding; protein binding
Source: RefSeq, a predicted model, not a curated record
CUUGUCAAAACCGUCCAACGGAGGGGAUGUUGCUGAUUGCGGCUCCGGUGGAUUCUUGUACUUUGUCCGGCAAUAAAAGGUAUUUUGGGGCAUUUUCCGCGUACUGUGGGCAAUGAAAAUACGCAAAAAGUCCACAGGGGUGCACGAAAAGGCAUCUCGCAGUGAAUUUUAGUGCUUACGUGCGGGAAAAAGUGGUGAAAAGUGUGAAAAAAGCAGCGCGUUGGGUUAAAAAAGAAGUUUUCUUUUUGUUUCUUUUUAUUUCUCAACAUCGUAACUUUUUUUGUUGGUGUUGGUGUUGUCAAGCGUACGCGUGUGUGUGUGCGGGAAGUCUUUUUAUUCCGCGUAAAAGUGUAACAGUGUGUGCGUGAUUUGUUAUGAAAAUUACUUGACAGCUUUUGAGCGCGUGCGGAGAAAAAACUGAAAUUAUGGAAUUAAAAGUGAAUUUAUUGGAAGUAACGUAGAGAGAGAAUAAUAAUUCUUGUGCUAAAGUGGGUGAUUAGAGCGAGGACUCCAAGAAAUUCUUCGUGUGUGUGCAGCAGUGAGCAAGAGAACAGUGAGAAAUGCUUGCGAGGAUUGCCUGUUGGGCAUUUAUCUUGCUCCUGGCAUCCUCAGUUGCUGGACUUCCGGCUGAGGCAGCAGCGGAAGCCACAACAGCAGGUGUUGAGAGGGAAGAGGAUGUUACAAAGGCUGCAACUAUUCGGCCUACUAGCAUUGCACCAACAACAACAACAACUCCAAAGGCCUCAACAUGUCCUCCGUCACAUUUUACAUGUCGCGAUGGCACGUGCAUUCCGCUCUUUUGGAAAUGUGAUUCAAACAGGGACUGUGAUGAUGGUUCAGACGAACCACCCGAAUGUGCCCACUCACUGGGAUGCCUAGAGGGGCAAUUUCGCUGCACUGGCACGCAAAAAUGCAUUCCCAGUGGAUGGUUGUGUGAUGGAGACUACGACUGUGGAGUCCACAAGAAGACACUCGUUGUGGAUCAAUCGGAUGAAAAUAAUGAUAAAUGUGUCAACACAACAAAAUGUCCACCGAAUAAAGUUGCCUGCCAGCCGGGUGUUUGUCUGGAGAUUGAGAAAUUCUGCGAUGGGACGUGGGAUUGUGUGAAUGAUGAGCUGAAUUGUGCGAAGAAUUUGUCAAAAUGUGGCACAAUUAAGUGCUCAUUUGACUGCCGUGACACCCCCGAGGGUCCAAAGUGCUUCUGCCCACCCGGACAGGAGCCGAAUGGCACAGCGUGUCAGGAUCUCGAUGAGUGCAAGCUCGAGGGGACGUGUGAUCAACUCUGUACAAAUACACCCGGAAGUUUUCGAUGUUCCUGCGUGUCGGGCUAUACGAGAAUAAAUUCACAUUGUCAAGCGAUAAAUGUACCAAAGGAGGAAGCCCCAUCAUUGGUGUUUAUAACACAAAAAGAUUUGCGAAGGGUGGCAAUGAAUGGGGAUUUGUGGUCAUUUAAUCCCGUCUAUCCCAUUGAGAAUCCCAUUUCAUUGGAAUUUUGGCAUCGGAAUCGCAGCGUUUGCCUUCUGUCGCCUUCGGCGGAGGCAGUGGUUGAGCUGAAUUGUCACAACAUUGAUGAUUUUAGCCAGAGGUGGCGUCUACCGUUGCCUGAUGCCUAUCCGAAUCUUGAGACAGUUGAAUUGGUGCUGCUCGAUUGGAUUUCGGGUAAUUGGUACUACCUGGAUGCGGGUAAGGAGAUUGUUUACGUGUGUACGGCACAAAUGCGCUACUGCACGGUGAUCCUUGAGCGGGAAAUGAGUAAAGUUCGAGGGAUGGCGCUCGAUCCAACGGCGGGGUUUGUCUUCUUCACAAAAUGGGGCAAUAAUCCGGCAACGUUGGAACGUUGUCUGCUCGAUGGGAGCAACAGGACACAACUGGUGUCCCAUAAGAUUGUCUACCCGAAUGGGGUGACGUUGGAUCUGGCCAAUAAGCACGUGUACUGGGUGGACACGUACAUGGACUUCAUUGAGCGCGUAACGUACACAGGGGAGAAGCGAUGGAGUAUAAAGAAACAAAUGAAUCACAUGGUUCUCAUUCAAUCCCUCCACGGGGUGACAAUGCUCGAAAAUAUGAUCUACGUGACCUCGUGGAAGAACCACACAGUGCUGGGGCUGGAUAAGUUCACCACAGAGGCUAAAGUUCUCGUUGCAAACUCCUCCGUACCCAUUGGCAUACACGUCUUCCAUCGGCAGCGACAACCCGAAGUUUCUCAUCCGUGUCGUGAACGGAAUGGGGAUUGUCAGCAUCUCUGUAUCCCCGCGUGGAGGAAGAAUGUUGCCACGGCGCAAUGCCUCUGUGCCCCCGGGUAUCGCCUCAAGGGCCGCACUCAGUGUAUCCUCGUAAAAUUCUCCUCCUUCCUCCUUUUUGCCCGUGAACAGCCGGACAUGAUUAAGGGGAUCCCCAUGAAGAAACAAACAGCCAUUCAGGACGCCAUUGUGCCCAUAGUCAAUGUAAAUUGGCCCAUAACCCUAGAUUUUGGCGUUAAAGAGCAAACGGUGUACUUUGCGCAUAAAAUAAAGAAGAGCAACACCUUCACGGUGGGCAGUCAGAAGCUAGACGGCACCGGCCGGAGGGUCAUAGCAACGGGCCUAGCGGCUUGCAAUGGGCUUGCCUACGAUUGGAUGGGUGGCAAUAUCUUCCACACGGAUUCAACGUGGAAUUUAAUUGGAGUCCUCAAAGUUGCAGAGCCCCCCAUUCAGAAGACACUCAUAACAGAUGGGAUUGUUCAUCCAGAUGCGAUUGUGGUUGAUCCUCAACAUGGUAUGAUGUACUGGACAACGUGGGCAACAAUGGGGCAUGUUGGUUCAAUUCAGAGCGCUUGGAUGGAUGGGACGCAUCGUGAGGUGAUUCUGCAGACAAAUCUCCACUGGCCAACGGGUUUGACGAUUGAUUUGCGUGCUGGGAAGCUGUAUUGGUGCGAUCCGAUUAUGCCAUCAAUUGAACGGGCGGAUUUCAAUGGGAAGAACCGGCAGGUACUCUAUAGUGGUGCCAGUGAGCACUUCUACCCGCAUUCAAUGGCCUUCAAUGGGGAGAUGAUUUUCUGGUCGGACAAUGUUCAGGGGAACAUCAGGGCGCUCAUGCUCAAUGGCACGGAGGCUGUGGAUGUGGGGGAGCCCCUUUUUGUUGAACGCAGCCUCAUUGGGAGUAUGAAGGUGUUUGACAAUAGCAGUCAAGUGGGGGCGAAUGCUUGCACGGCAGCAAAGAAUUGUCCGGGAGUGUGUUUGAUGACGCCCAAGGGAUCUGUUUGUUCGUGUGCCGAUGGGUUCUCCCUGAAUGCCAGUGGGACAGCGUGCAUGCCACAAGUGAACUACAUGGCACCCACGGAUUGUGCUGCAGGCUACUUCCGGUGCCGGCAUCAGCAUCAAUGCAUCGAAGUGAGAUUCCUCUGCGAUGGCGACGCUGAUUGCGGGGAUGGCAGCGAUGAGGCAGUCGGUGAGGAUGGCCCAUGCUCAACGAAGGAUCACUGCAACACAACAGCUGGAUACUUUCAGUGCGACGGCAAUCGAUGCCUCCACAAUUCAACACUCUGCGAUGGCGUAGCCCAUUGCAUCGAUGAAGCUGAUGAAGAUCCAAAGAUCUGUCCGAACAUAACGUGCUCAGAGAGUCAAUUUCAGUGCAACGGCACAAAGAGGUGCAUCCCCAAUAUUUGGUAUUGCGAUCAACAUGCCGACUGCGGGCCCGGAGACUUCUCAGAUGAACCCGAAGACUGCGGGGAGUGCCUGGAGUAUGAGUGCGACAAUAAAGUGUGUGUUCCGUAUGAGCAGCUGUGUGAUGGCUUUGACAACUGCGGGGAUCAUUCGGAUGAGAAUGGAUGCAUGUUGGAGUGUCGCCAUGGGCAGAUCUACUGCACACCCAAGGGAUGCAUCAAUGAGAGUCACAUUUGCGAUGGGAUUGUCGAUUGCUUCGACGCCAGGGAUGAGCAGCAGUGUGAGAAUGCAACAGUGAGCGACAACAAAACAAUCCGUAUUGAAGUGACCUGCGGUCGAGAUGAGUUUAAAUGUCUCAAUGGUUUGGAGUGCUUUUCGCAUCAUUUGCGCUGUGAUUCGGUAUUUGAUUGCCUCGAUCGGUCUGAUGAGAUGAAUUGCACAACAAUCAUCCCACGUCCUGGGGCAAAUGCAACAAUUAAGUGCGAAGACCCCGAACGGUAUUGCCAUCGUGACAAUAAGUGCAUCACAGUGGAUCAGCUGUGUAAUGGGGUGAAUGAUUGUGCCGAUGGGUCGGACGAGGGGUUCAGGUGUAGUGAGAAGUUGUGUGAUUAUGAGAAUGAAUGUUCACACUUCUGCCACAAUGCCCCCGAAGGGAUUCUCUGCUCAUGCCCGCCGCACAUGUUCCUCGCCAGUGAUGGGCGACGAUGCACGAUGGAACAUGCGUGCGAACAUUGGGGCACUUGCUCGCAAAUCUGCGUGCCGCGUGACAAGAAGUACACGUGCCAAUGUCACGAUGGGUUCAUGCUGCAGUACGAUCGUUUCUCGUGCCGUAGCACCAACAAAGAUUCCCCGUAUGUCAUCUUCAGCAAUCGCCAGGAGAUCCGUGGGGUGGACCUAAAGACGCUGGCUGUGAAGAAUUUCUACUCAGCCCUUCGCAAUACAAUUGCCCUGGACUUCUUCUAUGGCAAUGACACCGUCCAAAUCUACUGGACUGAUGUCAUUGAUGAUAAAAUCUAUCGGGCAAGCCUCAUUGGGGACUCCUUGACGAAUGUCGAGGCUGUCGUGCAAUCCGGACUGUCGACGGCUGAGGGUUUGGCCGUUGAUUGGAUUGGGAUGAAUUUGUAUUGGGUCGAUUCGAAUUUGGAUCAAAUUGAAGUGGCAAAAGUCAAUGGUAGCUUCCGGAGGACCCUCGUUGCGGGUGAUAUGGAGAGCCCGCGUGCAAUAGCACUCGAUCCGCGUGAUGGACUCCUCUUCUGGACGGAUUGGGAUGAGAUUUCCCCAAGAGUUGAGCGUUGCUCAAUGGCCGGAGAGUACAGGAAGACAAUUAUGCAGGUGCAACAGAUUCAGGGUGCGUGGCCCAAUGGGUUAACACUUGAUUACCAUCAGAGGCGUAUCUAUUGGAUUGAUGCGCGUUCCGAUUCGAUACAUACGACAAACUACAAUGGGGAUGAUCAUCAUUUGGUCAUUCGUGAUCAGGAGAUUCUGUCGCAUCCCUUUGGGAUAUCGCUCUUUGAGAAUCACGUGUAUUGGACGGAUUGGCGGACGAAUUCCGUGAUAAGAGCCAAUAAGUGGAAUGGUUCGGAUGUGGCGGUGAUUCAGAGGAAGCUCACACAGCCUUUUGGCAUACAAGUGUUGCACUCAAGUAGGCAACCCAGAGAUGGGGGGCGGAAUCCCUGUGGGACGAACAAUGGGGGAUGCUCGCAUUUGUGCUUGUUGAGCACAAAUGGGACGUUCCGGUGUCAGUGUCCGCACGUGAUGAGGCUCGAUGGGAAUAAUCGAACGUGCGUGCCGAAUGAGCAGGUUUUGCUGUUUGUGACGGGUUCGGAGAUUCGUGGAGUGGAUCUGUAUCAACCAAAUCAUCACACUAUUCCCACCAUUAGUCACACAACGCAGGUUCUGGCACCCGCCAAAAUUGACUUCUUGGUCAAUGGGAGUCGCCUUUUCUGGUCCGACGUGCAACUCAAUGAGAUUAAGACGUCGGGCCUGUCGAAUGGGCCCAUUGAGACAAUCCUCGAUACGGAUAUUCCCCUGCCCGUGGGCUUUGCCAUUGACUGGAUCGGCCAGACGAUGUUUGUGUCGUCCGGGAAGACGGAAUAUCGCAUUGUGGCGUGCAACCUUCACGGGGAAUUUGUCACGGAGAUUCAAACGAAUCUCCCUGCAAUUACGAGCAUUGCCGUCGAUCCCACGCACGGGCGUCUCUACUGGUCACAGUCGAGUGUCAACAACACACACAGGAUCAUGAUGAGUGCCAUGGAUGGGAGUGAUGUGGAGACAGCUGUGGCCACGGAUAAGAGUAUUGAUAGCCUCACAAUUGACUACGAAGCCCGCAGGCUCUACUACGUCUUCCCAUCCGCCGGGGCUAUCUAUUACUACGAUCUUGUUAGGAAAAUGGCCCAUGAGGUCCUGGCAAUGGCAAAUCCCCAAGUUUACGUGGGGAGUGUCACGGUGUACAGGGAGAAUAUUUACUAUGCUGAAAACUCUGACAAUACCAUCCGGAAGUGUGAUAAAAAUCACUGCGUUGAGAGCGAAAUAAUCCGCAAUAAUACCUCCGGUGUGCAUUCAUUGCGGAUGUUCUUCCCGGCGGCGCAAACGGGCACGAAUGCGUGUGCGGAGAAGAGGGGUGGAUGUCAGCACCUCUGCCUGGCCACGGGGCAGUUCUCGAGUGUCUGCAAGUGCGCCAUUGGCUAUCGCCAGGAUACGCGCGAUGAGAAACGCUGCAUUGGCACGGAGGAAUUCCUUCUGUACUCGUUGAGCUACGAACUGAAGGGAUUGCCGAUCUUUGAGGACAUUCGGGCGUACGAGUCGAGUAGUGAGAAGAAUGUUUUGGCACCCAUUUCGAGGAUCUCCCUGGCGGCCAGUAUUGAUUACCACGCAACAAGUGAUCUCAUCUUCUGGGCGGACAGUGAACGGGGAACAAUCACGAAGAUUCGACGCGACGGGACGGGCCGGGAGGUGAUUCUGCAUCAAUUUGAUUUGCUCGACAGCAACAAUAGUGACUCACCGAGUGGCAUUGCCGUCGAUUGGGUCACGCAGAACAUUUACUGGAGUGACGAGAAGAAGGACUUGAUUGAGGUGGCGCGCUUCGAUGGGUCCUACAGGUACGUUGUGGCGGCAAAUCUCAACAAACCCACAGCUCUGGCCGUUGACCCGAGAGCCGGGCUCAUCUUCUACACGGGUGAUCAUCACAUUGGGAUGAUGGGGAUGGAUGGGAGCUCAGCGUUUGUGCUGUAUAACCAAUCAGCAGCUGAUUGCAACAUCUUCCUCGACAUUGACAACAAACUCGUCUACUGGGCCGAAAUGCAAACGGGCAAAGUUAAACGGAUCGGCUAUGAUGGGCAUCAAAUGACAACACUCAUUGCUGAGGGGCUGACAAAUCCCGUGGCCAUUGCCGUGGCGCAUGAGAAGCUCUUCAUUGCGGAGAGUAUUCAUCAGAGGAGCACCAUCAAGGUUGUACCACUGGCAAAUCUCACAGACAUCACAAUCAUACGGACUGAAGCUAGUAGUCUCAGGGAUCUCAAGAUUUUCAGUCGUCACGUGCAGAAGGGAACGAAUUUGUGUGAAGUGGACAAUGGUGGAUGCCAGGAGUUGUGCCUUUACAAUGGCUCCCAUCCAGUUUGUGCCUGUUCGCACGGACGUAUAGCUAAAGAUGGGAAAUCUUGUGAGGAUUAUGAGAAUUUCUUGAUUUAUUCGCGAAUGACGUCCAUUGAGAGUAUCCACUUGACGGAUCAUACGAAUCUCAAUGGUCCCGUGGCGAAGAUUCAGAAUGCCACGUUGAUGAAGAAUACAAUUGGGCUGUCGUAUGACUACAGGAGGGGAAGGAUAAUCUACUCAGACAUCCAUUCGAGUUCAAUUAAUUGGGUUUUAUUCAAUGGAAGUGAUCACAGGAUGAUUGUUAAUAAGCAAAUUUCCGUUGAGGGGCUUGUCUUUGACGAAUUGAGUGAUCAUUUGUUUUGGACGAGUAACAUUGAUGCGUCAAUACGGGCUCUGCCGCUCAAGCAGAUCUCCUGGACGUAUCCGGCGAAUAAUACGAAUCUCGUGAAGGUUGUGAUGAAGCUCAAAGCGGGCGAUAAGCCACGUGGGAUUGCCGUUGAGAGUUGCAUGGCGAUGGUUUAUUGGACAAAUUGGAAUCAAGUCACACCGUCCAUUCAGCGGGCCUACAUCUCCGGGUAUGGCCUGGAGAGUGUCAUCACGACGGAUAUCCGGAUGCCAAAUGCAAUUACAUUGGAUUACGAAGCGCACAAACUCUACUGGGCCGAUGCGAGGCUGGAUAAGGUUGAACGGGCUGACUACGAUGGAUCUCAUCGAAUUAUUUUGGCUCAUUCAACCCCCAAGCAUCCGUUCUCAAUGGCCGUCUACGGGGAUUUGCUCUUCUGGACUGAUUGGGUGCUCCACGCAGUCAUUCGGGCAAAUAAAUAUUCCGGAAGUGACGUUGUCUUCCUCCGCAAAGACAUUGGACGUCCAAUGGGGAUUGUUGUGGUGCAAAAUACAACGCAAGACUGCUCCGCUGACCCCUGCAAGGUGCUCAAUGGUGGCUGCGAGGAUCACUGCAGUGUCGACAAGAAUCUCCGGGUGAAGUGUGAAUGUACCCGAGGGCGCCUUGCAGCAGAUGGGAAGCGCUGCCUCCCGGUGAAAUCUUCCUCAUGCCCACCGGAUAAUUUUGAAUGUUCCUCCGGUGGGUGCAUCCCCUAUCACCUAACCUGUGACACGGUUAAUCAUUGCCCCGAUGGAUCGGACGAAAUGACCACCUACUGUGCCUUCCGGACGUGCCGAACGAACUUCUUCCAAUGCGACAAUCAUCGGUGCAUCCCGCAGAAUCAGACGUGCAAUGGCGUUCAGAAUUGCGGCGAUGGGAGUGAUGAGGCGCACUGCAACUGCACCGAAGAGCAUUUCCGCUGCAAUACCGGCCAAUGUAUUCCCAUUAGAUACAAAUGCGAUGGUGAUCCGGACUGUCCGGAUUUGUCGGAUGAAAUAAAUUGUGAACGUCGUAGCUGCCAUCUUAGCUCCCUCACUAAUUCCGAAGAUGUCCUUCAGUGUGAACAUACAACGGCCUGUUACAUGCGGUCGUGGAAGUGCGAUGGGGAGAAUGAUUGCUGGGACGGGAGCGAUGAGGUGGAUUGCCCAGUUACGGCUAAGCCAACGUGUCCUCCGGAUAAAUUUGCCUGCCCCAAUGGGCAGUGCAUUGCCCUUGAGUGGCGAUGCGAUGGGGAGGAUGAUUGCAUGGAUGGGAGUGGAGAUAGCCCGGCGGCAGAUGAGCAAAACUGCACGCAUCGCUGUGGGUACAAUCAGUUCACAUGCCAGAAGGAUAAUUCGUGCAUUCCGGCGUCGUGGCAGUGCGAUGGGCAGCCCGAUUGCACGGAUGGGAGUGACGAAGGGGAGCACUGUCAGACGAAGGUUUGUCCCGAAAGUGGUUUCCGGUGCAACAGCACUGGACGAUGCAUUUCGCAUUUGUGGGUGUGCGAUGGGGACAAAGAUUGCUCCGAAGGGGAAGAUGAGGCACCCAUAAUGGAUUGCGAUGGGCAGAAAUCCUGCUCAAUCUUCUCCUUCUACUGCAAAUCCGGUGAGUGCAUUGACAUGCAGUACGUGUGCGAUGGGGAUGCCGAUUGCGAUGAUGGAAGUGACGAAGUUCCCGGAUGUUCACCAUCAAGUGCCUUCGGGCAUGCGGCAUGUGGGCAUGGGAUGUUCCGGUGUACAAAUCGCAAAUGCAUCCCGAAGAACUUUACCUGUGACUUCCGGACUGACUGUGAAGAUGCCAGCGAUGAAGAUCCCAAAAUGUGUGAAGAUUCCAAAAUUAUUUGUGCCGGACCGAAUCAUUUCCGCUGCAAUACGGGGGCGUGCAUCUCCGAAGCGGAUGUGUGCAAUGGCAGGGAUGACUGUGGGGACUUUAGUGAUGAACAGGCAUGCGGGGUGAAUGAGUGCGAAGACAUCUACAUGCCUAAAUGUGCCCAUAAAUGCGUAGACAAGAAGGUUGGCUACGAAUGUUCGUGCCAUGAAGGUUUCCGCGUGAGUACAAUUGAUCGUACGUUGUGUGAGGAUGCAAAUGAAUGCGAUGAACGUCCGUGUAGUCAGGUAUGCACGAAUACGCAUGGAAGCUACCACUGUUCGUGCAUUGAGGGCUUCACACGGCGUGAUCGGGCCAAUUGCAAGGCUGACAGUGAUGUCGAUAUGCGGCUGAUCUUCUCAAAUCGCUACUACAUUCGUGAAGUUGAUCUUUCGGGGCGUAUGACGCUGCUCGUGCACAAUCUGUCCAAUGCGGUGGCGUUGGAUUUUGAUUGGAGUAGUCAAUGCUACUUUUGGUCAGACGUCACGACGACAGUGAGCUCAAUAAGACGUUGGUGCCCACGGGAGAAUCGUACGGAUGUGCUGCAUCAGUCGUUGCUGCAGAAUCCCGAUGGGUUGGCGGUUGAUUGGAUUGGGAGGAAUUUGUAUUGGUGCGAUAAGGGUUUGGAUACAAUUGAGGUGUCAACGUUGGAAGGGAAGUUCCGGAGGGUGCUCAUUGCGGAGAAUAUGGAGGAUUUGCAGGAGCCACGAGCAAUUGUUCUGGAUCCCUUCAAUAGGUUCCUGUAUUGGACUGAUUGGGGGGAUAAGCCGCACAUUGGGAAAGCGGGGAUGGAUGGGAGUGACCCGCGGGUCAUUGUGAGGGAUGACCUGGGGUGGCCGAAUGCCCUGACAAUUAGCUUUGAGACAAAUGAAAUCUUCUGGGGGGAUGCACGAGAGGAUUUUAUUGCUGUGAGUGAUUUUGAGGGGAAAAAUCGCAAAGUUAUCGUUUCGCGCGUAAUUAAUCCGCACGUGAAUCUCCAUCAUGUGUUCGCCAUUGCUGUGUGGGAGGAUAGGAUCUACUGGACGGAUUGGGAUACGAAAUCCGUGGAGUACUGCCACAAGUACACAGGGGCAAAUUGUUCAACGCUCGUGCACACAAUUCAUCGGCCGAUGGAUAUUCGCGUGAUUCAUCCGUACAGGCAGCGUGCAGUGCCCGAGCAUGCGUGCACACGGGCAAAUUGUUCAACACUCUGCCUCCUGGCACCCAAUGCAGCGGGCUACACGUGCGCGUGCCCGGAUAACUUCUACCUGGCCAAGGAUGGGGUGUCGUGCAUUGCCAAUUGCACAGCGUCGCAAUUUAACUGCAAGAACACGUACAAAUGCAUCCCGUUCUACUGGAAAUGCGACGGAAUGGAUGAUUGUGGCGAUGGGAGUGAUGAACCGGACAAUUGUCCGGCAUUUGCAUGCGAGCCGGGGCAGUAUCAGUGCGCCAAUAAGAAGUGUAUUCACCCCAGUUACAUUUGCGAUGGGAAUGAUCAGUGCGGCGAUGCGUCGGAUGAGACAAAUUGUGACAAUUACGUGUGCUUCACGACGCAAUUUAAGUGCCCACGUGCUGGGAAUACGUCAGCGCAUUGCAUUGAUGCUGCACGGAGGUGUGAUGAGAAGAAUGACUGUGCUGGUGGGGAGGAUGAGAAGGACUGCCCGGCUAAGUCGUGCUCAAGCAAUCACUUUCAGUGCACAAACGGGCGGUGCGUGCCGAAAGUUUGGGUUUGCGAUGGAGACGUUGAUUGCAUCGAUGGGAGUGAUGAGCGUGAAUGCAGGCGUCGUGAGUGUCCAAUGAGUGAGUUUAGGUGUAAAUCCGGGCGUUGCAUUCCGCAUUCGUGGCGUUGCGAUGGGGAAAGGGACUGCCCGCAGGGGGAUGAUGAACCGCCCGAGUGUGGGAAUACCCAACCAACGUGUGAACCCCUCCAUUUCCGCUGCAACAACUCCAAAUGCAUCCCAGCACGGUGGCGAUGUGACUACGAGAACGACUGCGGGGACUACAGUGAUGAGGUUAAUUGUCAGCAAAGGAAUUGCUCCGAAUCUGAGUUCCGGUGCGGCGAUGGACGCUGCAUUCGUGGUAGUCACCGUUGCGAUGGGGAAUUCAACUGUGAGGAUCGCAGUGAUGAGAUGAAUUGCACUGUGACGUGUGCAAAAGAUGAAUUUCAGUGCGCAGGAGCAGCUCUUUGCAUUCACGCGAGUCACAGAUGCGAUGGGGAUGAUGAUUGUAUCGAUGGGAGUGAUGAGAUGAACUGCGAUUGCCUCAGGACGGAAUUCCGCUGCAGAAAUGGAAGAUGCAUCUCAAAUCGCUUCCGUUGCGACGGCUGGAAUGAUUGCCUGGAUGACAGUGAUGAGGAUACAGCGGUGUGUACGACAUGCCAUCAAACAGCUUUCCGGUGUCGCAAUCAUCGGUGCGUGAGUCGUUCGGUGCUGUGCAAUGGGCAGGACGAUUGUGGGGAUGACAGUGAUGAGCAGAGAUACGUUUGUCAGGAGCUCCAUCGAUGUCUUGCCCAUGAAUUCCGUUGUGCCGCCACGGGGGCGUGCAUUGAGGGGCAUUUCCGGUGCGAUGGGACGCCCGAUUGUCCCGAUGGGAGUGAUGAGAUGUCCUGCCGUGAGCCAGCGUGUACCUUUGGCGCAUGCAGUCAGAUUUGCUUGGAGAAGAAAGCGGGGAAUUUCAGUUGCAAAUGCCAACCGGGCUAUGCUAAAGGGGUACCCAAGAAUGACACCUGUCGUGCCACAGGGCGUGAGAAAUUCCUCCUAAUUGCGGCUGAGAGUGAAUUUAGAUUCCUCGCUCCGGAUAAGCCCGAUGGGAGCCUCGUGAUGGGUUUCGCCCUGCCGCCAACGUCGAAAAUUACGGCUUUUGACAUUCUGACCACGGAAACGGAUCUCUUCAUCUUCUGGAUUGAUUCCUUCAAUAAUCACAUUAUGAAGCUCAAUGCGAAGGAUUUUGUCGUGGAGAAGAAGAAGUCAACAAAGGCUGCGUACAAUGGUGGGAAUGCGGGGAAGGUGAAUUCACGCGGACGUCGUGAUUCAGGGGAUGGGGUGAUUAUUGUCAAUGGAAUGGGUAAACCCGUUGCGUUGGCAAUUGAUUGGAUAACCCGGAGGUUGUAUGUGAUUGAUGCGAAAAUCAAUACGAUCGUCACGACAGAUCUCGAUGGAAAUGGGCUCAUUUCGCUCGUUUCAACGGGUCACGAUCCCGUGGAUUUAGUCUUAGAUCCCGCAAUGCGUCAAAUGUUCUGGUCAGCAAGCUCUGUCAAUGGCAUCCUAACGGCAGGACUCGAUGGGUCCGGGAAGAAGAUUCUCCUUCCGCUUGAGUAUCAAUGGGCAACGAGUUUAGCGUUGGAUUAUGCAACAAAUCGUCUCUACUGGACAAAUCAUGUGGGUUCCGUUGAAGUUGCCCAAUUGCGUGGGAUGGAGAAGCCCACGGAGAAACGUGUUAUUUGGGCGACAACACCAGAGAGGAGUCGUGCGAAGAAAAUUGAUGUUUUCGAGGAUUCCGUUUAUGUGACGUUGCAGAAUCAAACAAUUGUUAAAAUUAACAAAUUUGGACGUGGUGAGGCGACUUUGCUCCUCAGAGCGAAUCACCGAAGUGCUACGUUAAGGAUGGAGCACCCGCUUAAGCAGAAUUUCAACAUAACAAACCCCUGCAUUGAGCAUCCAUGCCGGGCCAAUGUUACGUGCCUCCUAUCACCCAUAAAUCCCACUGAAAGGGAUUGUCUCUGCUCCGAUGAUAUGCUCCGAUCUGAUGGAACUUCAGACUCCAUUACAUGCACAACCCUCGAUAAGAUUCCCUCCCUGUGUCAGCUGAAAUGUAAUUCAGGGAAAUGUGUCUUCGAUGAGGGUGAAUGGCGAUGCUCCUGCCCACCGCAGUACACGGGAGAAUUCUGUGAGCACUACCGAUGCUCCGGGUACUGCAAAAACAAGGGGAUGUGCUACAUUGACCUCAUUGGGAUGCAUCAGAACCCCAAAGAACCGCCCCCGCUGCGGUGCAAUUGCCCAAGUGCGUGGACGGGGGAACGUUGUGAAAUCAGUGCAACUGUUUGCCGGAAGUUCUGUCACAAUGGUGCCACUUGUGUGGAUCGUGAUAAGAAUGGAACGCAGUGCAUCUGCGCUGAAGGUUUCCAAGGGAGUCGCUGUGAGUACUGCACGGAUCUAAUGUGCGACAAUGGUGGCGUUUGCAGGAAGACCGUGAAUGGAGUGAGUGCGUGCGAUUGUCCUGAUCGCUUCUCCGGAAGGAUGUGUGAGAUUGAUUCCUGCGCUAACUACUGCACGGACAAGGGGAAGUGCUUAAACUCCAUGGCAGGACCCAAAUGCAUCUGCGAUACAGGCUACACUGGGACAAAAUGUGAAUCCCGCAUUUGCGAUAAAUGCCAAAAUGGUGGAAUUUGCGUUGCAAGUGAGCACUCUGACGGGUUCCGGUGUGAAUGCCCCAAAGAAUAUGGUGGAGAUUUGUGCGAGGUGGACAUUUGCAAGGAGAAUCCGCAUCAUGAAGUUUGUACGCCGUCCAAUUGUGGGUCGUUCUAUUGCCAAAACGGCGGGACGUGCUUGAGUGUUAAUGGGACGAUUGCGUGUAAAUGCACAAAGGAAUGGACAGGAGAUUCGUGUCAGAAGUACGUUCCGGACGUCCAGUGCGACAACUACUGCGGCAACAAUGGGUUGUGUCAGAUUGAUGCACAGAAUCAACGGUACUGCCUCUGCGUGGGUGAUUGGACGGGUGAGAAGUGUAUGACGCCGCCGGAUUGUCGAGGUGAGUGCGGUGAAUGUGAGCCGGGAAAUUCCAUUAAUGAAUGUCGCUGCUCCGACGGGCUCAUUCGUCCAUGUCGGGAGUCUUUUACGUUGUCGGGCAUUGAGAAGUCCCCAAGUGGCACAGUGACGGCCCUUGUGACGAUUCUCGGGGUUAUUUUUGUCCUUCUUGGGAUCUUCCUGGUUGCAAUGGUCGUCCUACGACGACGACGCAUUGGGCAACCAUUCUCACAUGCACGUCUCACGGAGAAUGUGGAGAUUACGAAUCCCAUGUACUUGGGGGAUGCCGACGAUGGCCCCGUGUUUGUGCAGGAAGAGGAUAAAGGACAUUUCGCGAAUCCCGUGUACGAAUCAAUGUAUGCCGGAUCUGGGGGUGGUGCGGCAGCUGGUGGGGCAUCCGCAGGGGGUGGGGGAGGAGCUGAAAUCAGCCACGUUGCCCCGGAAGAGAAGAAGGGACUCCUGCAGCACACGCAGGAUGAUCCACUAAGUCAGGAUUUACUCUGAUUGCAGCUCAAUGGGACCACCAAUGAGGUCCCGAAAAAUCCCAAAAUGUAAAUAAGCGCUCAAUGGCUGUUUUUUUUAAAUUAAUUAAUUUUCUUUUUAUCAAAAUGAAUCUUCUAAAUAUUAUUACAACAAGUUUUGUGUGGCUCUACACGAUUUUAGGGGCAACACGAUUAAAGGAUAUAAAUACGGAUAAAAGAGAAACUUCCAGAUUGUCCAGAGAAAUUCUCUUUCAAAAUAAAAAGAAAGACACAGGAACUUCCAUAAAAUUUCUUUCCAAUACGAAUUUAUUAAGAUUUUUUUUUACAAUUUAAAAAGUUUUUAAUGGAAUAUUUUUAAAGUAGCAGUGCCAUGAUAUUUUUAACAAUAAAAGUUUCAUUUUAAUUGAACAAAGAAUCUCAGAAAUAGGAUUCUGAAAAGAAUUUAAUAAAGAAAAUUUUAUAAAAAAAAAAUAUUACAAAAAAUAUUUUCUUUAGAUUCCAGAAAGUUUCAGCUCCAAUUUACCUCGUUCUGAAAUAAUUUUCAGACCCAUUCAAAAUGAAAUAAAGACAUUUAAGGGGUAGAUUCUGAUAAAAAUAUUUUCUUUUCUUUUCUAACAACUUAAAAGUUUUUGACCGAUAGAGUUUUUAAAUCGUUCUGUUGUUGUUCUAUUAAAGAAAAAACAAAGACUUUGCUGUUUGAGAAAAUAGUCAGAAAGACAUUGAAAGAGCUCUGGAAAAAUUAAUUUCCUUCAUAAGUUCGUUUAGAGAAAGACGUAAUUGACGAAUUGUAAUUGGAAAGAAAAGGAAAGAUUUUUAUCAGAAUCCACCCCUUUAAGUUUCAAAUUGAAAUUCAGAAAUUAGCCUUUUAGAUCUCUAUAUUGAAAAAAAUAUUAGAUCUUUCAGAUCUCCUUUAGACCCUCUAAAUUUCUCUAUAAUUUUAUACUCUAAAUCAUAUUGAAGGAAGGGAAAAUAAGCGAAUAAAUAGAACGUAAAAUACUCUUCAAAAGAUCAAUAGAAAAAAAUCUCUGGAAGUUCCGCCUCAAUCGGAAUCCCAUUUUUUGAAUAAGAAAAAAAACUUUUUUAACUAUUAGAUUGUGAGAUUAUUUUAUAGUGUUAAAUAGUUUGUUUAAGGAUAUAUUUUAUUCAAAUUUAAAGCGUUCACCGCACCUGUAAAGAACACGAGAUUUUAUUUGUGCAGCUAAAAGUCCAAAAGAAUUUAUUUGGAAUUUUAUGAAUAGAAAUCUUUUUAAAAAAAAAUCGUCUAAAAAGCAGCGCAAGAAAAUGGUGCAGCUAAAAGAAAAUAUUUUUCACGUUUUGUUGUAAAGAUAAAAAAAAAAACGAAAAGAAAAUCUUAGAGAUAAAUAUAUUAGAGGUAAAAGAAAAAAAAAUAUGUCUCUAUACUCUAUUCAAAGCAAUGUUGCAUCAAAGUUUCACCUUCGGGUAGAGUUUUACUUGAAAUGACAUUUGCAUGAAAUGUAAAUGAAGAAGAAGAAGAAGAAUCGUUCUCAUUGGCUAUCUUGUGUCUUCUACGUCACCAAAUGGUGGAGCUUGAGUGUAUAGUUAAUUUGAACAGAGUAUACACGGUAGAGAAGAAAAAAAAUUGAGGAAACGUAUAGAAAGAAAAAAUUUAGAGAAAGAGAAUUUUAUGAGAGAGAAAAGAAAAUGCAUAAAUAGUGCCAUUUAAUUUCUUUUUUUUUAAAUUUACGUGUGUCCACACACAUCAAGAAUUAAAUGUGAAAAUUUUUACCAAUAAAUGAGUUUUUAGCGUUUAUAUAUAUUCAAGUAAAAUAGAUAAAAAAAUAUAUAAAUAGCGGGUGAAACUUUCUCAAUAAGUCUAAGACUGUGUAAAACUUUUUAACAAUUAAAGCAAAAAAAAAUGUGAAAGAA